Molecule: messenger RNA, 2478 nt
Organism: Branchiostoma floridae (Florida lancelet)
Lineage: Eukaryota; Metazoa; Chordata; Leptocardii; Amphioxiformes; Branchiostomatidae
Exons: 17
Coding region: 76-2472 (798 amino acids)
Source: RefSeq, a predicted model, not a curated record
CAUUACCAAGGAGCGCAACAUCAGCCAGGUAGUGGACAAGUCGCGUAUCAGCUAGCGGGUGCCGGGCAGGCUAACAUGGCUCAGACAAACGUCGCGCAGCGAAACGUCUCACAGGUGAAAUACCAGCUUCCAGGUGACCAGGUGCGCAGUGACGUCCGUUACGUCACCGUGGACGGUGGCCAGUUCCCGGGGAUGGACAGCAGGGGCAGCACUCUGGACAGCCGCAACGCGACCUUGGGCAGUAAUCUUAGCGGCCAGAUCUUCAUUCUGGACAGCAGGUACAACACGUUGGACAGCAGUCAGUACCCCAGCCCGAACAGCAGAGGCAGCACGCUGGACAGCACGGUGACGUCAUCAACCAUGGAGUCUUUCAACGAGUCCUCAGUCUCCACCAGAGCUGAUUACAGUAGCCGCACAGACUACAACACCAGGGCUGACUACAAUGUCAAAACCAACAUUGUAGAUGAGACACAGGUGAAAUACAACUAUGGCGUGAAGAAGGGGUUGAAGGGCACAGCGCUGGUGAACAUGAACGCGCUGAGCCAGGAGAGGAAACGGAAACACGACGGUAACCUCGAGCAGGAGGUCAGGUUCGUGGAGGAGAAGAAGACUAUAUACGAGUGGGGGAUUGACAGAGGGAUGUCCGGAAAGGCUAUCGUGAACCUGGAUGCCCUGAGCACCCGGAAGAAACGGAGGGUGAGGAGGAGGAAGAAGGUUGUGGAAGGAUACGAGGAAUACGAGUACAGUGACGAGUACAGCGAUGGUGACGGUGAGGGUGACUUUGACAUUGACGACGACCUUGACGAGAAGAGGCGACUGGCGCGACUGAGGAUGGAGGAGCCCUUCAUCAAGCGUUCCACGGUCAUCGUCGAGGAUAACGGAGAGGAGAUAGACUUGGAGGAUGUCAACCCCAACUUUGAGGCGUUCUUCCGUAACAUGAAGAAAGGAGAGCCGAGGGAAGACGUUAUGAAGGAGCUGGAAGAUGCCAUUGAUCUGUCCGACUUAAUCGAGAUCGACCAACUGACACCUGAAAACAGGAACGAAGGCCUUACUGAAGCCGAGGAAAGGAAAGUGAGUCCGGAGAACAUUCCUCCCGACUUCUCCGCCUUCUUCGCCACGUACAUUGCCACCUACGGGUGGCCCAGCGAUCCGGAGGUUCUGGGAACAGGAGCCAAGCCCAUAGAAGAACUGAUAGAUCCAAAGUCCCUGUUGAAACCGGACGAUCCUGAUGGAGGGGAAUCUGCUGUGUCAGAGGAGGAAGGAGGAGAAUGUGGACCUGAUCUCUUAGGUGGCGGCGGAGGGGGAACGAAGAUGUUCGUGUUGCCAGACUAUGACAGUUACUUCCUCCGGGCGAAAACAAGGCCGCAGGGGAAGUUUGUGCAGUGUGAUCUUGGGAACGACAGGUCUAACGAACCGCGGAAAAUUGCAGUUGGCUUCAUGAUACCCUAUAGAAGGAUUGUGUUGGCAUGCGCGCCGGCUGACGAGCCUAGGAAGAAGGCGCAGGCGCAGUUGGUGCGAGUCCUGAAGACGUUCCACUCAGUGGCGGUGAAGGUUAUCCGAGCUGUGCUGUCCACACGGACACGGGUGGUGUACAAACGCACCUACCGGAGAACAGGGGGGAACGGAGAUGGUGCAUAUGAGAAGAAGACUGGGGCAGAGCUACAACAUGACGAACUUAUGAAGAAGUUCCAAGCGGCAAAGGCGAAAGUCAAGGGCAGGGCGGCAGAGUCUUACGGUCAGGCGGAAGGAAAGCUGUUGGCGUCGAAAGAGGAGCUGAAGUCAGAAGCGGCGGAAGCCAAAGCAGCUUUCCUGAAGUUCGCUUCUGCCGGAUUUGGUGGACAGAGCAGUGGUGGCGGCGAUGGUGAUGAUGGUCUGAUUUGGUCCAAGUCGGAGGUUGUGGUGUCUAAACAGUCGUGUGCCGAGCUGGCCGGGCUGCUGAUGCAGUUUCAUCAGUCAUACCAGGACGUUAUGGAUGCAAGCUUGAUCCUGGGCAAACACACCACGGUGGCGUGGCACCAGAAGUGUGUUGUGAAGACGACAAAGUUCUUUAGUUUCUCGGCCACGACUGUGAUCAAAGGAGCAAGACUCUUCACCAGUUCAUCUGAUAUCUCCGACACCAAGACUAAACUGGCUCUGGCCGCACAGGAUCUGACAACAUCAAUAGACGAGAUGAUGGGCGUUUGCCACGAAAAGUUCCCGGAUGAGAACGCCGAGGAAUCUGGGAACGGGAUCGAGCCCGACAGGCUUCUUGAGCUGUUGAAAGCGGUGACGAGCCACGCCCCGAAUUCUGACGUACAGGAAAUCCAGGAGUUCAAAGAGCUCGCCGCCAUCAUGGCGGAGUCACGUGGUGACACCCGGAUGGGGAAGGCCGUGCAGGCCCGGAUGGAGCUCCUGGCUACCUACCUGCAGAACAACCCGGACUACUGUGGGUUCGACUUCGCAGAGUACAAGAAACGUAUUCUCGGCUUCUAGACUUAC